Molecule: messenger RNA, 3181 nt
Organism: Lottia gigantea (owl limpet)
Lineage: Eukaryota; Metazoa; Mollusca; Gastropoda; Lottiidae
Exons: 16
Coding region: 1-1686 (561 amino acids)
Biological process (GO): sphingolipid catabolic process; carboxylic acid metabolic process
Cellular component (GO): endoplasmic reticulum
Molecular function (GO): pyridoxal phosphate binding; sphinganine-1-phosphate aldolase activity
Source: RefSeq, a predicted model, not a curated record
AUGGCUGGACUUGUCAAGACAGUGACUGAUCCUUUGGUUCCAGUAUUUGAUACUGUUAAAGAUAGGAUUAAUGAAAUAUGUAAAGGCUUGCAACCAUGGCAAAUUGUGGUUUAUACUGCUGGGACUACACUGGUCAUAGUUUAUGUCAAAGAUUUUUUAUUCCAAGAAGAAAGUUUAAAAGAAAGAAGUAAAAAAGAGUUUUUUAAAUGGAUGAAGAAAAUACCCUAUAUUAAAGCACAGAUUGAUAAGGAAAUGGCUAAAACCAAGAAAACAAUGAUUGAGACAUUAUAUAAAGAUCAUGCUGGACAUGGUUAUGUUUGUCAAUUACCAUAUAAUGGUUUAUCAGAGAAAGAACUGAUGAUAGAAUUAGAGAAAUACAGAUCCUUGGCUAAAACUAAUUGGCAGAAAGGUAGAGUGUCAGGAACUGUUUAUAGUGGGGAUGAAAAAUUAACUGAAAUAAUGACUAAGACAUAUGGCAUGUUUUUAUGGACAAAUCCUUUACAUCCAGAUGUAUUUCCUGAUAUUAGAAAGAUGGAGGCAGAAGUAGUAAGAAUGAGCUGUACAUUAUUUCAUGGAGAUGAGGAAUCGUGUGGAACUGUGUCUCAAGGAGGAACAGAGAGUAUAAUGUUAGCUUGUUUAGCCUAUAGAAAUUUAGCUAGAGAAAGGGGUAUCAAGGUUCCAGAAAUGCUUGUACCUAUAACAGUUCAUCCUGCAUUUGAUAAGGCAGCCUCUUACUUCCAUAUGAUAAUUAAACACAUUCCAAUUGACCCUGAAACUAGACAAGUUGAUGUCAAGGCAAUGAAGAGAGCUAUAUCUCGGAAAACAUGUAUGUUAGUUGGUUCUGCACCUGCAUUCCCUCAUGGUAUUAUAGACCCCAUUCAAGAAAUAGCUGAGUUAGGAAAACGCUACGAUAUCCCAGUCCAUGUCGACAGCUGUUUAGGUGGGUUUUUGUUACCUUUUAUGACAAAGGCUGGUUUUGCACUGGAUCCGUUUGAUUUUAGAGUUGAUGGUGUAACAAGUAUAUCAGCUGAUACUCACAAGUAUGGAUUUGCACCAAAGGGUUCGUCAGUUAUAUUAUAUAAAAAGAAGAUAUACCGUACUUAUCAGUUUUUUGUUCAACCUAACUGGACUGGUGGUAUCUAUGCUUCUCCAACAGUAGCUGGUAGCCGUGCUGGAGCUAUUAUUGCAGCAUGUUGGGCUGCUAUGAUGUAUGUUGGAGAAAAGGGCUAUGUAGAUUCUACAAAGAAAAUUAUCACAACAGCCAGGGUGAUAGCCGAUGGAAUAAGAAAAAUUAAAGGUGUUUUUGUAUUUGGUAAUCCACAAGUAUCUGUUGUUGGUAUUGGUUCCAAUGACUUUAAUAUCUUUAAUUUAUCAGAUGCAUUAACUGCCAAGGGAUGGAAUUUAAAUCCAUUACAAUUUCCUUCUAGCAUUCAUAUUUGUGUUACACUGCCUAUCUGUCAGGAUGGUGUGGCUGAACAGUUUUUAAAAGAUGUUGAAGAAAUAUCAACUGAGUUAUUAAACAAUCCCAAUGCUAAAGAUGGAGGAAUGGCUGCUAUUUAUGGCAUGGCUCAAUCUAUACCUGAUAGAUCUAUGGUACGAGAAAUCGCCUGCUCAUUUGUUGAAGGAUGGUAUAACACAACUGUACCAACUACCAGUAAUGGUGAAGCCAAUGGUUCUGUUCAUUAGAUACAUAAGUAUAAGGGUAGAAAUUUAUGCUGGAUUCAAAAGUUUCCUACAACUACACACUUUUCUUGCAUUUUACACUGUUUAAGAGAUUUAUUUCAAACAAGAUGGUGGGCUGGUAGUCCUUGCAGAAUCCCCUAUCACUAAAUCCUUGCAUUAACUUUUAACUCAUAAAUAUCUAGCCUUACUGUAUAAAUAUUUAAACAGUCUUUCAUUGAACAAUGAACAAUUAAUUUAUUAUGUUUUGUCAUCUUGAAUUAUUAGGAGGCAUUUAAACCUUGACAUGGCAGUUUGGUAUCCUCAUCAUAACAUUUGCACGGAAUUAGUUUUGGACUAGCUCAAAUAAUUCAAACAAAUUAUUGGGCAUAAGAUAUAUUUAAAGUAUUUCUGAAGAAUUUGCAUUUAAUACUUGUGGUACACUCCGUAUGUUACUGCAGGCUUAUUGAUUAACUUGAAUAAAGACGUCUAACUUACAUAACACACUUGAUUGGUCCAUAUUGAGAAAUGUAUGUAUUUGAAAUCAAAAUAUCAAUUUUACUUAUUGCAAAAGAGUGAUAUCAUAUUAUGGUUUGAUAUUUUUGUAGUAUUCAAUACUCAAAUUAAGAUGUUAGUUAUAAUGACCACUAUAGGCCUCAGGGAAUUCACUUUUCAGAUCUCUUAAAAUUAUAGCCACAUAAUGCAGAUUGAAAUUGUAAGGAAUGUGUUUUCAAAUUGAUUAUAAUUUGUUCUGUGUAUAUUUUAUCAAAUCUGAUUGUUAGUACUUGGUUUAAUUAGUCCAUAUAUACAUGUACAGAGUAUUUGUUGUUUUUUCAAUCAUGUAGGAACAAAGUAUUUUGAUAUUGUCAAGCAUUAAACUUGUUUUUAGUGUUUUUUAAAUAUAAGCAUUGUGUGUUUCUAUACAAACAGCUAUUUAGGUAGGGCACAGUUCCCUUUUUAAGUACUUUGAUGCCAAGUAAACCUUACAUUUACUUAAAGAUGUCUGAUUUAUAUUAACUCUAAAAUAUGUCUCUUAAAUGUCUCUUACAUUUUGAUUUGAAGAGUGCAUGUCUUCAGAACCACUGUUGUAAAUACUGUUUAUGAGUAAUAUAGUCCCACAGCAAAAUAGGCUAUGUUGUUUUUACAUGCAAUAUAAAGUCUACUUAUUAAUAUCUAAUAUAUUGCCAUGACAUUUUUUCUAUUUAUCCCUGUAUUCUAACAUAAACAAAAAAUUGAAUUAUUCUUAUUACCGGUAUUGUUUCUUUAUUAUCAUAGUGCAGGUACUGCAAAUUGUUAUUGAAGCAAAUCCAACAGUCUUUUAUACCAGUAAGGCCUACAGCAUUAACAUAGAUAUUGUUAUCACUUCCAUAUUAGAAAAUGAAUUAAUUUCGUCAAUUUUCUGAAAUUAUUCAACUUCAUAUUUGUUAUGCCAGUAAUGGUAUCAAUAUUAUAUUCAAUUUAUAGGAUGUAGGCAUAUAUAUUAAAUUGUUUCUGUAUUUAAAAAAAUAAACAAUUUUUAUUG